Messenger RNA from Neltuma alba, 1229 nucleotides. Its product is annotated as receptor-like protein EIX1. The record is from RefSeq and is a predicted model, not a curated record. Bases 6 to 1229 code for a protein of 407 amino acids. Gene Ontology annotation, molecular function: protein binding. The transcript is spliced from 7 exons. Lineage: Eukaryota; Viridiplantae; Streptophyta; Magnoliopsida; Fabales; Fabaceae.
UAAUCAUGGGUUUGUGUGAAAAUACCAUUGUGUUCAUUUUGAUUUGCUCACUCACCUCAUCACUAAAUCCCUUAUGCAAAUGCAAAGCAUUUGAUCAAGUUCUUUGCAUUCCUAGUGAGCGACAAGCCCUGCUUAAUUUCAAGCAGCAUCUUCAUGAUCCUUCAAACAAGCUUGCCACUUGGUCUGAUGAUAACAAAAAUUGCUGCAACUGGACAUCAGUUUCUUGCAAUCAUGAAACAGGCCUGCAAAUUCCAAGUUUCCUUUGCUCAAUAAAGAGAUUGACCUAUCUCAACCUCUCAUAUGUGGGAUUCAGUGGAAGCAUUCCUCACCAAAUAGGAAAUCUCUCUGGUUUGCUCCAUCUUGACCUUGGAGGAAUCAUUCCACCAUGGGUUGGAGACAUUCUCUUAAAUUUGAAGAUCUUUCUCCUCAGAUCAAACCAAUUAAAUGGUAAGAUUCCCAAUAAAAUAUGCUCUUUGAAUUUGCUACAUAUCUUGGAUCUCGCACAGAACAACUUGACGGGACAAAUACCAAAAUGCAUCAAUCAAUUGAGUGUUAUGCUAGUAAAGAAUACCACUCUAGAGUCAUACAUCUAUGGCAAAAGAAAUGGAACUUCUCUAUCUAUAACUGAUGUGCUUCUAGAGCUAAAAGGAAGAGAUGAUGUAUAUACUUUGUUGGGCCUCGUCACAAGCAUAGAUCUCUCUGGUAAUAAAUUAUGUGGGGAGAUACCAAGAGAAAUUACAUCUCUCAAGGGGUUGCAUUUCCUGAACUUGUCAAACAAUCUUUUGAGUGGUAAGAUUCCUCAAAAUAUUGGAAACAUGGAAUGGUUGGAGUCAAUGGAUCUCUUAGAAAAUCAGCUUUAUGGUGUUACAAUACGAGGAGCUUAUCAAGGGAAAGAUUUAUGGUUGAACCUUGUGAUAUAUGUGGUACUGUUGGUUGGCCUAAAUCAAUUGCAACUUGCUCCAAAUGCAACACAUGAUUCUGAAUUGCUAUUCUCUGUGGUUGCCGGCCCCGGAUUUGAUGCUUCCAAUGAUAUAAGUGAAGAUGAGAUAACACCUUCAACCAGUAAAGUUCAAAAGACUUCAAUGAUUAAAGAACAAUCGUCUCAUUCAUUGGCAAGAGGUGACAACCUUGAUUCUCUCUCUAGCCCCUCCCCUCCCCUCCCUGGAAAGUGGAAUCUUGGGCACAUGCAAGCAAACCAUUUGAUGGAUAAAGAUAAUUUGAAGCUGUGA